Messenger RNA from Stegodyphus dumicola, 2263 nucleotides. RefSeq names its product 1-acylglycerol-3-phosphate O-acyltransferase ABHD5-like. Gene Ontology annotation, molecular function: lysophosphatidic acid acyltransferase activity; carboxylic ester hydrolase activity. Gene Ontology annotation, biological process: lipid homeostasis; phosphatidic acid biosynthetic process. The record is from RefSeq and is a predicted model, not a curated record. Gene Ontology annotation, cellular component: mitochondrion; lipid droplet. Lineage: Eukaryota; Metazoa; Arthropoda; Arachnida; Araneae; Eresidae.
AUAAAUGUUCAUUGUGGAACAAUUUUCUUUUUAGGAAGUAGCUGUCAGUAACGAUUUUAUCUUAUUGAUGCUGCGUCAUUAAAAAAAGUCUAUUUACGUUUUAUAAUGCCAUUCUGAAUUGCUUACGUAACUGAUUGCAUAACUUACGAUGAUGCGUUAUUUUUUUUCCUUAUCCGAUUUGAAGAAUAGAGAUGUGCUAGUCGGCCCGUCACGCUAUUGACUUGGACUAGCUCAGUCAGGAACUUCCAACAGGUUUUCCUCUAUUUGUAAAAUUAUUUUAAACCUUGAUGAUUAUUCGUUACAUUAGUAAUAUUUUUAAAACAACCGAUCUCAAUAUCUAUAAAUCAAGAAUGGAGACACAGAGGAGAGGAAAGUUUUGGCGUGUAUUUCUAACUGCCUCUAGCUUUUCUGGCCUGUCUUAUCUUUUCAUGUUGAAUAACUCUUUCCUUAGAUGCAUAACUGACUGGUUUCGAUGGUGUCCAACUUCUCCUGAGCGGUUGGAAGAAGCAGAGCGAAAAAUCUUUUCAUAUCUCAAAACACCUCAUACAUUGGAAUUUGUGCAUAUAGCUGUUGAUGAUCAUGGAAAAGAAUACAAAAUUAGGUCUUUAAGAAUUAAUAACUGUACAAAUGAAAAAAGUACUCCACUUGUUCUUCUUCAUGGGUUUGCUUCUGGAAUUGGUCUGUGGAUCUUAAAUUUAUUCAGUCUAUCUCAAGAUCGUCCUUUGUAUGCUCUAGAUAUCUUAGGUUUUGGCCAGAGUUCAAGACCUUUAUUUAGUGGUGAUGCUGAAGUUGCAGAGAUUCAGAUGGUUGAAAGUAUUGAGCAAUGGAGAAAACAGAUUGGAUUGAAUCAUUUCAUAUUAUUAGGUCACAGUUUAGGUGGUUUUUUAGCUGCAUCAUAUGCCAUUAAAUACCCUGAAAAAGUUAAACAUUUAAUUUUAGCUGAUCCUUGGGGUUUUCCUGAGCCUGACUUAAGUGUGAAGAAAAUCGAAAUACCUAUGUGGGUGAAGUUGAUUGCAUUCAUGCUUCGCCCUUUUAAUCCUUUAGCUGGAUUAAGAGCUGCUGGACCAUGGGGACCACAGUUGAUUCCAAAGUUGCGUCCCGAUAUAAUACGAAAAUUUGAUCCUCUGGAUCCAGAUGUUGUAUCAAAUUAUAUAUAUCACUGUAAUGCUCAAUCUCCAAGUGGAGAAUCUGCAUUUAAAGCAAUGACUGCACACUUUGGAUGGGCCAAACGUCCAAUGCUUAAAAGAAUAUCUCAGUUGAAACAAGAUAUCCCUAUUACUUUCAUAUACGGAUCUCGCUCGUGGAUUGAUAGUAACUCUGGUCUUCAAACGAGUGAACUUCGUAAAAACUCAUAUGUGGAAAUCAAAAUGAUUCAAGGUGCUGGACAUCAUGUGUAUGCUGAUAGACCUGAGGUAUUCAAUAAGUUGGUUUGUGAUAUAUGCAGAAAUCAUGACUCUAGUGUAUGGAAACAGUUGUCUUCCAUUGUUGUAAAUCAACAGAAUCUUAAUGAAACUAAUAAUGAGAAUUCAGAUGAAGAAGCGGGCCGAUCAUCAGAACAACAAUACAAUUAGCUUUUAUAUAUUUUGCCUAAAAUUUCCCUUUUUGUAAUCUGUGCUCUGUGAUCAGACAUUUUGAGAGCUUCUUCAGAAUUUAUGUUUUUAGUUUUCCCAAUGCAUUUGUCUGUUUGUUAUAAGAUUUUGAAACAUUUGUAAUCAUGUAACAAGCAUAUGUAACUUAUAGAAUACUUGCAUUGCAUAAUAUACUAAUUGGUUUCAUUGUGUGUAUAUAUAUUUAUUAUAUAUAUAUGUAUUGUAAUUCUCCUGCAGUGUUAAAGUUCCUUUUGUUUGUAGUAUGCUUUUUACUUGUUAAGUUUGAUUGUCUGUAGAACAAAAAUGUAUGAAACUAAGUAUCUUAGUAAUGUUGUAAAAUGUCUGUGCAUUGUGGAUGAAAUUUUUAUGUACAUUGUUAAUUCUCAGUUGUAUAUAGCUGUUUUAAAAUUGUCUUUUUAUCCAUUUUAACUCCAGUUAUUUAUUAGCUAUUUAAUUAUUAAAGACAAUGCUGUUUUCCUUAAGUUUGUAUUUUAUCCAUCAAAGUUUGUUAAUCCAUUUAUUUUUCAUAUGGGUUAUUUAAUCUAAAUUAUGUUUCACUGAGUCAGACAAUUCUAAAAUGCAGUAUAAAAAUUCAUGACAACUGUUUAAAAGGUAACAUCUUGUAGUUUUAGUUACUGAAUAAAACUGGAAUUAAAAAGUCCUUUCUUGUACAA